UUUCUGGCGAAUAAGUGCAGUGUGCGACAGACUUUCAACACCACACAGGCUACUAACGCUGCUUUAUAGCUUGCAAUCCAACGAGGUUUCUGUGUCAGGUGCAUCGAAAAACAGACGAAAAUGAAGCACGGAUUAUUAUUGAUCACGCUUUUCAUUGCUGCAACAGCUCUGACUUCAGGUCAGUACAGUUCAACAAGUAAGCCUCCUCCGACUACAACCACCCCUGCCCCGACUACAACCACUCCUGCCCCGACUACAACCACUCCUGCCCCGACUACAACCACCCAUGCCCCAAACACAACCACCCAUGCCCCGAACACAACCACCCAUGCCCCGAACACAACCACCCAUGCCCCGAACACAACCACCCAUGCCCCGAACACAACCACCACUAUUGCCCCGAACACGACCACUCCAAUCCCAGCUCCAACGCCAUCUGCCAACUUGACAGUGGGGAAAUAUAAUUCUAGUCAAGAUGGAAAAUUAUGUAUUCUGGCUGACUUUGCAAUUGGGAUUCGUGUGAACACCAGCGAGGUUAACGACACAUUCAUUGUACAGCCAAGCAAAACUACUUCCAGUGGAGGAUGUUCGGAAAAGACAGCUAGUAUCAGCCUUUUAUUCAGUGAAGGUGGAGUUACCUUAAAAUUUUUAAAUAAUGAAGCAACACAGAAGAUCUAUGUGGAAUUUGUGGAAGUUGACUUGACCUAUGCUUUCAAAACUGGAGUGUCAAGAGACUACUCUGGGAAGAACGAGUCUUUGGAGCUGUUUACUUCUGCUCCGGGUCAUUAUUACUCCUGCAGCUCUCAGACGGUGUACUUGGGGAAUGGUCUGAGUCUAGACUUGACCCACAACAAAAUUCAAGCCUUCAACUUCAAAAACAAUGAAUUCGGGACACCUGAUGUGUGCAAGGCUGAUCAACCUGACUACCGCGUUCCCAUCGCUGUGGGCAUAAUCCUCAUCAUCCUCAUCGUCAUUGUAGUCAUCGCUUAUCUUAUCAGCAGGAAACGGAGGACUGAUGGCUACCAGUCACUAUAGAGGUCUAAAGUUUGUUGUUGUUUAUGUAAGAACCAGCAAUUCUGGUUUACGGGAAUUUUAAUACUGUUAUGUAUGUUGUAAGUGAAUGUUACUUAUGUGUACCGAUAAACAUGGAUGGCCUUGGAUCUGUCCGAACAAUGUUUACUAUGCAGAGACGGUAUGGCACAUCCUAAUACAAGCUGAUGGGGCCACAUCACAAUUACUACUAAAAGAUUACGAUAAAGCCAGAUAAAUGGCUCAGUAUGUGGCUUAUUUAGCAUAUCUUUAUGAAAUAAUCACCCUUUUUCAAGAACCUAACCUGUGGCUCCAUCUUAAGUGUAAGUGCUCUUUAUCUAUAGGUGCUCUUUUGUUCCUGACACAGACUAAUGCAUUUUAUUUGUGAUAGCCGAUGUUAAUCUGAGCUUUCCAAAGGGGCUUUAAAACCUAAAAGGCUGCAUAAAAGGGAAUUCAGCUUCUUGUAUUUGUUGAUGCAUACACAUCUUGUUUUGUAAUUAAUAAUGUAUGCGAUUUUUAAAAGCAGUUUCAUUCUGAUGUGAAUUAUUAUAUUUCUGUUUUCAAAGCGAGUGUCUUGCUGUACUAUUGUGAUCAGAAUCUGCAUUUAUGCACUGAAUAAAGGGAAUGAUGUUUGAUUUUUGGUUAAGAAAAAUAAAUAAUUUGUUGAAAAAAAUUAAA
Messenger RNA from Danio aesculapii, 1707 nucleotides. RefSeq names its product CD68 molecule (gene cd68). The record is from RefSeq and is a predicted model, not a curated record. Gene Ontology annotation, cellular component: membrane. NCBI's taxonomy places the organism in Eukaryota, Metazoa, Chordata, Actinopteri, Cypriniformes, Danionidae. The transcript has 6 exons. Bases 121 to 1035 code for a protein of 304 amino acids.